UUAGGCAAACAAUAACAUAUUGUAGUUGUAGUAAUCUAGAACUUUUCGAAGGGAGAAUUCUGGAGUAAUUAUUUUCCCACUCACUAAGAAGAAAUGGCAGAAGCAAUCCUCUUCAUCAUUGCAGAGGAAAUUAUCAGAAAGUUGAGUUCUCGUGGCCUCGAGGAGAUUGGUUUGUUGUGGGGAGUCAAGGAUGAGAUUGAGAAGCUCAGGAAAACAGUUUCCACGAUCAAAGCAGUGCUUCUUGAUGCAGAGGAUCAGUCUUCGGUGAGUAUUCAAGUUCAAGAAUGGCUUAGCAUGUUGAGAGAAGCUUUAUACGAUGCAGAUGACCUGUUAGAUGAUUUUUACACAGAGACUCUUCGGAGGCAAGUGAUGUCUGGUGAUAGAAUUGAGAAGAAGGUACGCCGUUUCUUUUCACAUUCAAAUCAGCUUGUUUAUGAUUUCAAAAUGGGUCACAAGAUUAAAGAGAUUAUGGAUAGAUUUGAUGAGAUAGCUUGUCUUAAGAAGUUCCAUUUACAGGAACGUCGAGAAGAGACAUCUGAAAUGAGAAGGGAAAGGGAGCAAACUCAUUCUUCUUUACCACAAGUAGUUGUUGGUAGAGAAGAAGACAAGAACAACAUUUUAGAGCUUUUGUGUGGUUCCUACUUUGAAGAGAAUGUGUCAGUGAUUUCAAUAGUUGGGAUUGGAGGAUUAGGAAAGACAACAUUAGCUCAACUUGUAUACAAUGAUCAGAAAGUUAAAACACAGUUUGAUCUUAAAUUAUGGGUUUGUGUUUCUGAUAAUUUUGAUGUGAAACUCAUUGUUGAAAAGCUUAUAGAAUCUGUCACUGGUGAGAGAUGUAGUAAUCUUGAGAUGGAUACAUUGAAAAACACCCUUCAUGAAAGUAUUAUUGGGAAAAAGUAUUUAAUUGUGUUGGAUGACGUAUGGAAUGAGAAUCCUGCUAAAUGGUUUCGUCUAAAGGAUUUAUUAGUAGGUGGUGCGAGAGGAAGUAGAGUAAUAAUAACUACGCGUCUGAAGAGGGUUGCCGAGAUAACACGCUCAAUUUCAAUAUAUGAAUUGCAGGGCUUAUCUGAAACUGAGUCCUGGUUAUUGUUUAAACAAAUGGCAUUUAAACAAGGGCAAGCGCUGAGCCCGAGUCAUGAGGCAAUUGGAAAGGAGAUUGUAGCAAAAUGUGUGGGGGUUCCUCUAGCCAUUAGAGCGAUCGGAGCUCUGCUGUAUUUUAAGAGUACCGAAUCUGAAUGGUUGUCUUUCAAAAAUAAGGAACUAGCAAAAGUAGAUCAACAUGGAAGUAAUAUUUUACCGAUUCUUAAAUUGAGUUAUAAUCAUCUCCCCUUACAUUUGAAGCGUUGCUUUGCCUAUUGUAGAUUAUUUCCAAAAGAUUACAGAAUUAAUGUACAAACAUUGAUACAUCUUUGGAUGGCACAAGGAUAUAUCAUAUUACCACAUCCUUCCCAAUGCUUUGAAGAGAUUGGUCUUGCAUACUUCAUGGAUCUUCUUUCAAUGUCUUUUUUUCAAGAAGUUGAAAAGGACAUUUGGGGCAACAUAGAAUCUUGUAAAAUGCAUGAUUUGAUGCAUGAUCUUGCUGCAUUGGUGAGUGGACGAGAAAGUGCUUUAUUAGAUUCAAAUUUAGCAUAUGUUGAUGAAAGAACUCGCUAUAUAUCAAUUGCUUCCAAUUCAGACUCAACAUGGGAAAUUUUACCUUCCUUGCUUAAAGCAAGCAAGGCAAGGUCAUUGCUUCUACCAAAUGGAUCAAAAUGGGGUAAAAUCCAAAAAGACCAAUGCCAUUUGAUUUUUUCUAAACUCAGAUAUUUACGGGUGUUAGAUCUACAUGAUUCAGGCAUUGAGACAGUGCCAAGUUCUGUUGAUAAACUGAAGCUUCUAAGGUAUCUUGAUCUUUCUGGUAAUGAAAGGAUCGAGGUACUACCUGAGUCUAUUACAGGACUGCAAAAUUUACAAGUGCUGAAACUAAUAGGGUGCAUGGCGCUUGAACAACUGCCAAAAGAUGUUAAAAAGUUGGUAAAUCUUAGGCAUCUUAGCCUGGAAUCAUGUUAUUCCUUAACUCAUAUGCCUCGUGGGAUAGGGAGAUUGACUUGCCUCGAAAAAUUAUCAAAUUUCCUAGUUGCCAGAGAUAGUUCUGUCUCCAAGCAUACUGGUGGACUUGAUGAAUUACAUGCCUUAAACAACUUGAGAGGAGCACUGCGAAUCAGUUUGGGAUAUGCAGUGAAAAAUGGAGCAUCAGCAUCAGAUUUUGAGGCUGCCAAUUUGAAAGAGAAGCAACACCUUCUGUACUUGAGUUUAGAUUGGAGUCGACUUGAAAAUGAUGUUGAUGAUGGUGAAAAUAAUGUUGAUAUUGAGGAAAUGUCAUUGGAGAAGCUACGGCCACACCCAAAUCUGAGAAGGCUGCUUUUGUGGGAUUACAGAGGAAUGAAAACUCCAAGCUGGUUUCCUUCCCUCAGAAAUUUGGUGGGCAUUUCUUUCUUUAACUGCAAAAACAUCCAACGUCUUCCUUCAUUGGAUGUAGUCCCUUCUCUUGAAGCUUUAGAAAUUGAAGAAUCAAUUAAUCUAGAGUACAUAGAUACUGAAGAAGGAUCCACAUUAUUCUUCCCUUCCCUAAAGCAUCUUUUACUCAGAAAUUGCCCAAAUCUAAAGGGAUGGCAGAGAUGCAACAGGGAUAAUAGAUCCGCAGCAGAACUGCUUCCAUUUCCUUGUCUUUCUGACUUGGAGAUUCAUUCUUGCCGUAACCUGACUUCAAUUCCACCUUUACCAUGUCUUGAGAAACUGAGAUUGGAGAAGGCUAGCAUGAGGUCAUUGGAGCAGAUACUGAAGCUGACAAUUUCAGUUUCAGGUUCCAGCUCUUCUGCUUCUCAUCCAUCUUCACUUUCCCCUGCUGUGUCUCAAUUGAAAAGCUUGACAAUUUGGGAAAUUGAGGAUUUGGAAUUUCCACCAGUGGAGCUUCUGCCAAGCUUCACUUCUCUUCAAGAAGUGAGUAUUUUUGACUGCUCGAGGUUGAGUACUACUGCAUCUGAAGAUGAAAAUGAUAACAAUGAGCAAUGGAAAUGCCUUCAAAGCCUCCGCACUCUUAGCUUGGUUGGUAUUCCAGAAUUGGUGGCUCUUCCAAAUGGGCUUCAACAUGUUGCUGCUUUGCAAACUCUCAUAAUUGAAAGGUGUGAUAAUUUGAUGUCUUUACCAGAGUGGAUGGCAAAUCUCACAGGAUUACAGUAUCUAUCUAUCUAUGCAUUUUCCGGACUGGAUGAAACAUGGAGAAACAACAUGGUUGAGGAUUGGCACAAGAUUUCCCACAUCCCAAAUAUUCAAGUAAACUUCACACAGAUCCAACAGAAUGGCCUCUACCAACGGUGAUUAGAAGAAACCUUUACAGUUUUGCUAGUUACGUACGUUCCUUUGCAUCAGCAAAGUGUAACCAAGUACUUCUACAAGUUAAUACUUCCCAAGUCCUCAGGUUAUUCCUUCAAGUGUUUAUGAAGUAAUGCGAUAGUCCUGUCUUUGGACUUGGAGGAACUUCAACUUGCUGCCACUCUCCACCAGCUUGCUAAGAAUUAGUGAGUUCUGAAACUCUUUCAACUCACAUAUGACCAGUGGUUGAUUCAAUAAACGUUUACAACAACAUGUUGGUUGUUUUCCAUGGAGGACACCUGAUGGUAAAUAAACUACAAAUUAACUGGAGACUCUGUAGGGUGGAAUAUGCGGAAUUUAGCUUGUCUAGGGGCAGCCGAAUCCAGUGGAAGAAAUCUCCUAGGGCCAAAAGGCCCAAACUGGUGUACUUCAUAUUUUCAAUAUUUAUUAAUAGUAAAAUGACUUUUAAUUUUUGAAUAAUAUAUAUGUCAGGGACUUAGUAGAAUGUCUACUAAUUAAGUUUGCUGAUUGUGGUGUUUGAUUGUUAGACUUGCUUCACUUUCAUCUUGUAUUUGUAUCCAGAUUUUUUCACUUAACACUGUAAGUCUUAAGCUGGUUGUAUGGGGUUUGAUCUAAUGAUCAGGGAUUAAUAUGGCUUACUCUGUUAA
Molecule: messenger RNA, 4019 nt
Organism: Hevea brasiliensis (rubber tree)
Lineage: Eukaryota; Viridiplantae; Streptophyta; Magnoliopsida; Malpighiales; Euphorbiaceae
Product: putative disease resistance protein RGA3
Exons: 1
Coding region: 94-3357 (1087 amino acids)
Biological process (GO): defense response to other organism
Molecular function (GO): ADP binding
Source: RefSeq, a predicted model, not a curated record